AUGACCCAAUACAUGCCUAUGGAAAUCUUGGGUAAGGUAGGUCUAGAGGAAGUUCCUGAUAUUCAAAGCAUUGCGUCUGAUGCAGAAAUAGGCUAUUUGCAUGAAGUUGAUCUAGAAAUUCCAAUACACUUACACGACUUCUUUGCAGAUUAUUCUUUAGCACCAGAAAAGCAAAUUAUGCCAGAAAACUGGCUUAGCUUAUAUAAUGAAAGAUUAGUACGUGACAAGGCAGUUGGAGAUGGAAAAUAUGU
Molecule: messenger RNA, 251 nt
Organism: Funneliformis geosporum
Lineage: Eukaryota; Fungi; Glomeromycota; Glomeromycetes; Glomerales; Glomeraceae
Source: the annotation of a GenBank genome assembly